Molecule: messenger RNA, 3743 nt
Organism: Elgaria multicarinata webbii
Lineage: Eukaryota; Metazoa; Chordata; Lepidosauria; Squamata; Anguidae
Gene: DACH1
Product: dachshund family transcription factor 1
Exons: 12
Coding region: 1-2031 (676 amino acids)
Biological process (GO): regulation of transcription by RNA polymerase II
Cellular component (GO): transcription regulator complex; nucleus
Molecular function (GO): DNA-binding transcription factor activity, RNA polymerase II-specific; RNA polymerase II cis-regulatory region sequence-specific DNA binding
Source: RefSeq, a predicted model, not a curated record
AUGGCUGUCCCGGCUCCUUUAAUCCCUCCGACCCAGCUGGUGCCCCCUCAGCCGCCCAUCUCCACUUCAGCCGCCUGCACCACCACCACCAGCACCAGCACCUCCUCCGCUGCCUCUCCCCCGGCCAGCGCGCCUUCCACGGCGGCCUCGGCAGUAGCAGCCUCUUCGGGGACAAACCUAUUCCGCCCGGAGCCUGUCGUAGCGGCGGCGGUAGCGGCGGCGGCGGCAACAGCCACCUCCAGCAACGGAGGCGGGGAGAGCAAUUGCAACGCCAGUUUGGGCACCGGCAGCGCUUCCAGCAGCGGCGGCGGCGGCGGAGCCUCCAACGUAGGCGGCGGCGGCGGCGGCGGCUCCUCUACCCCCAGCGCCGGCACUUCAGGCAGCGUGCCGGGCAAGCCGGUGUACUCGACCCCUUCGCCGGUGGAGAACACGCCUCAGAACAACGAGUGCAAGAUGGUGGACCUGCGGGGAGCCAAGGUGGCCUCCUUCACGGUGGAGGGCUGCGAGCUCAUCUGCCUGCCGCAGGCGUUCGACCUCUUCCUCAAGCACUUGGUGGGCGGCUUGCACACGGUCUACACCAAACUCAAGCGCCUGGAGAUCACGCCCGUCGUGUGCAACGUGGAGCAGGUCCGGAUCCUCAGGGGCUUGGGCGCCAUCCAGCCUGGCGUCAACCGCUGCAAGCUCAUCUCCAGGAAGGAUUUCGAGACCCUUUACAACGACUGCACCAACGCAAGUUCCAGACCUGGACGGCCUCCUAAGCGGACUCAAAGUGUCACCUCUCCAGAGAAUUCUCACAUCAUGCCGCAUUCUGUCCCUGGUCUCAUGUCUCCUGGAAUCAUCCCACCAACAGGUUUGACAGCUGCAGCUGCAGCAGCAGCAGCUGCCACCAAUGCAGCCAUUGCAGAAGCAAUGAAGGUGAAAAAAAUUAAAUUAGAAGCUAUGUCGAAUUAUCAUGCCAGUAAUAAUCAGCAUGGAGCAGAGUCUGAGAAUGGGGAUCUGAAUUCUAGUGUGGGCUUGGAGCUUCCUUUUAUGAUGAUGCCCCAUCCUCUUAUUCCUGUCAGCUUGCCACCAGCAUCGGUCACGAUGGCAAUGAGCCAAAUGAACCACCUUAGCACGAUUGCAAACAUGGCCGCCGCAGCACAAGUGCAGAGCCCUCCCUCAAGAGUUGAGACGUCUGUAAUUAAGGAACGAGUUCCAGACAGCCCUUCCCCUGCUCCAUCCCUUGAAGAGGGCCGACGGCCUGGUAGCCAUCCAUCAUCUCAUCGUAGCAGCAGCGUAUCCAGCUCCCCUGCCCGAACUGAAAGUUCCUCAGACAGAAUCCCGGUCCAUCAGAAUGGUCUGUCCAUGAACCAGAUGUUGAUGGGGUUAUCGCCGAAUGUCCUACCUGGUCCAAAAGAAGGUGACUUGGCUGGCCAUGAUAGUGGACAUGAUUCAAAAAGAAUGCACAUGGAGAAAGAUGAGACCUCGCUCUCCACACCAACCGCAAGAGACAGCCUUGACAAACUUUCGCUAACUGGGCAUGGGCAGCCAUUACCUCCGGGUUUUCCAUCUCCUUUUCUAUUUCCUGAUGGAUUGUCCUCCAUAGAAACCCUUCUGACUAACAUCCAGGGCCUGCUAAAGGUUGCCAUAGACAAUGCUCGUGCUCAAGAGAAGCAAGUCCAACUGGAAAAGACAGAGCUGAAAAUGGAACUGUUCAGAGAACGAGAACUGAGGGAAACUCUUGAAAAACAGUUGGCGGUGGAGCAAAAGAACAGAGCAAUAAUUCAGAAAAGGUUAAAGAAAGAAAAGAAAGCCAAGAGGAAAUUACAGGAAGCACUUGAAUUUGAGACAAAGAGGCGAGAACAAGCAGAACAGACACUGAAACAGGCAGCUUCCACAGAUAAUCUCAGGGUCCUAAAUGACUCUCUGACCCCAGAGAUAGAAGCUGACCGCAGUGGGGGCAGAACAGAUGCUGAAAGGACAAUACAAGAAGUGACCGGAAUGCAGUGCUUUAGAAAUUCAGGUUCAGUGAUUAUGGAAGACUUUAUUUGAAAACGACUGUAAUGUACUGAACUUAUCCAGCUGAAGAAACGCGUGCUACAGUUCAAAGAACUCUGCAGUAAGACAUUCACCAUUUCGGAAGUUCUGCAAAAACAAAGGUGCUUUCCAGGCAACUUGGCCACUUCAUGUAUCCAUAUUGCAGAAGUUUUGUGCUUUCUGCAAGAGCAUCCUCCAUUGGUUUCUUGAGGCUUCUCCCUGUGUUGCAGAGAAUGUUUCUACAACUUAUGUAGCACUCUUCUUAACAGCCAGCUAAAAAGAAAUUUGCUGUUGGACACCUCCUUGUACAGACCUGCCAGAGCAGGACCACGCAUUCCCUUUUUGAUGGAAUAAAAACUGUGUCCUCCUCUGAUUCUUUGAGCACAUCAAACAAACUUUCCACAGUAUCCACCUCUGUACGUAAAGACUAUUAAUGCCAUAUGUAAACCAGCAAGACAGUAGAGGAGUGAAACUUUCUAAAGGGGCAUAAGAAGAUUCCUAGAAACACAAACUAGGAACAGACCAAUUUUAAAAAUUACACCUGUUCCACCCUUACCCCCUCAAAUUCUAGGAGAGAGUAUUGUUUCCCUUAAAGACAUGUUUUUCCCACAUACUUUCCAAGAGAUCAACACAAUGGCAUGUUACAGAAGUCUAAUCAAUUUUAUCUUGGAAAAAAGAAGUACAGAACGUAAACAACGUGAUUUUACUGUUUGCAGUAGUCUCUUUCUUUCAAUAAAUAAAAAAAUAAAAACUUGGUUAUCAUUUCUCACUCUAAAGUGGCAGUAUUUUGGGAGGGGGAAUGACAGGAUGUUGCUUUUUACUGAAACCGUUGGUCAUAUGUACAGUAUAUAACCACAAAUCACACAAAGAAGGUAUUAUGUAUGCAGUAGAAUACUAGAUUUUAGGAAAACAACAAUUUUAGAUAAUACGUUUUGUCACCCUGUUGGUCCAAACGACACCUUUCUAAUUUUAACGCAUGCAGGCAUGUAAAUAUUUGUCCUGAAGUCACAGUAUUAAUGAACGGGAUCUUAAGCUUCUGGGGAUGGCAGCCACUUUUAUUUGUAUAUUGGUCAGUGCUGUGAAACAGCACUUUUAAGAGUGGAUUGUGGCUUAAGAGAAAGUUGACCCGCCAGAAAUAUUUUUAUAUGUUAAUGUCAUAUUACUUCGGCAGUGCUGGGGAGGAAACACGCUACCCCAGAGGCUAAACAGACACUUGAUGUAUCAGUCCAAUACCACGUAGAGCUAAGUGAUGAAGUUGAAGUCUUUUGUCCUUCCUAACCUACCUACCUUGACUUAGGCAAGGCAGGUUAUGUGUUAUUUUUACUGUCUUUAUAAAUGCUAUGAUAUCCAUUCUCCACCUUUGUGCUCAUAACUGGAAGCAAACUGCAACACAGUGCUUAUUACAUCAUAAAUUCUCUUCUUUGCUCUGCAUACUUUUCCAAGUUACCCCUUUGAAGACUACUUUGAAGAUAAGUAUUAUCAUAUGUGAUCGUGCUUCGUUUAUCUGUAAUGUUUUAUGCCUAUACAAUAUGCAUUGUUCAAUGAAAAUAUAUCCGGAGGUAAUUCUGAUUGUCAAAACAAUAUCUGUGUCCAAAUUUUGAUAAUUCUAUUUUUAAAACUCACCCACUCAAUGUUUAUAAUUUGUUGCUUUUACCCAAAACAGUGUUUCAGAACCAGGACAGGGUGGAUGGAGGGGGAGUGACCUAUAUUGGGGUCAUCAUGAUUAG